AUGUGCCACUUACCUGCUGUAUGUGAAGAAAAGGACAUUCCGUACUGCUACACACCUAGCCGCAAAGACAUUGGUGCAGCCAUGGGCACCAUGAGAGGCUGCGUUAUGGUGCUCGUUAAAGAACACGAUGACUACAAAGACUUGUACGAUGAAGUACGAAGUGAAAUCAAAUUGCUCGGACACCCAAUUUAG
This is a messenger RNA of Spodoptera exigua (beet armyworm), 192 nucleotides long. The record is from the annotation of a GenBank genome assembly. NCBI's taxonomy places the organism in Eukaryota, Metazoa, Arthropoda, Insecta, Lepidoptera, Noctuidae.